Molecule: messenger RNA, 906 nt
Organism: Caenorhabditis remanei
Lineage: Eukaryota; Metazoa; Nematoda; Chromadorea; Rhabditida; Rhabditidae
Exons: 6
Coding region: 1-906 (301 amino acids)
Biological process (GO): receptor-mediated endocytosis; protein depalmitoylation
Cellular component (GO): lysosome
Molecular function (GO): palmitoyl-(protein) hydrolase activity
Source: RefSeq, a predicted model, not a curated record
AUGACAGCUUUACUCCCCUAUCUCUUGAUUUUCCCUCUUUUAUUUGCCACGUCAGUAGCAAUUGGAAAUGGCACGAAACAGGUUCCAGUGGUUAUAUGGCAUGGAAUGGGGGAUUGUUGUUGUAAUCCGUUGUCUAUGGGAUCAGUGAAGAAGAUGAUCCAAGAGGAAGUACCAGGAGUGUACGUACACAGUCUUGAAUUGGGAGGAAGUAUCACUAAAGAUAUCGAGCAUGGCUUCUUUGCAAAUGUCAAUGAGCUUGUUUAUAUGGCUUGUAUCAAGAUUCAAAAUGAUCCUGAACUCAAAAACGGUUACAAUGCAAUGGGAUUCUCGCAAGGGGCCCAGUUUUUGAGAGCAGUAGCGGAAAGAUGUCCAAAUCCUCCAAUGAAAAACUUUGUAUCAAUCGGUGGACAGCAUCAAGGAGUCUUCGGAGCACCUUACUGUAUUGGGGACAAUGUAAUGUGCAAUAGUAUGAGACGUCUUAUUGAUAUGGGGGCGUAUCUACCAUUUGUUCAAAAAAGGGUAGUACAAGCGCAGUAUUGGCAUGAUCCAAACCAGCCGGAAGAGUACAAGAAAAGAUCAAUCUUCUUAGCAGACAUUAAUAAUGAAAACAAGAACAACCCAACGUACAAACGAAAUCUUCUCAAUUUGAAAAACAUGUUACUCGUAAAGUUCAAUCAAGAUCAUAUGGUAGUUCCGAAGGAAUCCUCGUGGUUUGGUUUCUACAAAGACGGAGAUAUCGAUACGAUUCUCCCGAUGAAUGAGACUGAUUUGUAUCUUGAAGAUAGAAUUGGACUAAAAAAACUUCAUGAAAGCGGAAGAAUUCAACUCUUGGCAGUCGACGGAGAUCAUCUUCAAAUUCCAAGAUCAGUACUUGUCAACGACAUUAUCAAAAAAUAUUUUAUGUAA